GAGAGAGGGAGAGACAACUUUCAAGUGAGGCAGGAGCGAGCUGGAAAGCCCUGUCUCCUCCCACCCACCUACCCUGUCUUCCUCCCACCCACCUACCCCUCCUCCUUUACCCCUCUCCUUUCCCCACCCCUUCCCCCCCCUCCAAAAAAGAAAAAAAAAAAAAGAAAAAAAAAAGGAAAAAAAAAAAAAGAAAAAAACCUUUCCCAUCAGAGAAAGAGGGAGAUCUCUUUGGAAACAUGGAGCUGCUGUGCUGCGAGGUGGACCCCAUGAGGAGAGCUCUGCCCGACCCGAACUUGCUCUACGAUGACCGCGUUUUGCACAACUUACUAACCAUAGAGGAGAGGUAUCUGCCCCAGUGCUCCUACUUCAAGUGCGUCCAGAAGGACAUCCAGCCCUUCAUGAGGAGGAUGGUGGCCACUUGGAUGCUGGAGGUCUGCGAAGAGCAGAAGUGCGAAGAAGAAGUUUUCCCUCUGGCCAUGAAUUACUUGGACAGAUUCUUAGCUGUGGUGCCCACUCGGAAGUGCCAUCUGCAGCUGCUGGGGGCAGUGUGCAUGUUCCUGGCCUCCAAGCUGAAAGAGACAAUCCCCCUCACAGCCGAGAAGCUGUGCAUAUACACGGACAAUUCCAUCAAACCCCAAGAGCUGCUGGAAUGGGAGCUGGUGGUGCUAGGGAAGUUGAAGUGGAACCUUGCAGCCGUCACCCCUCAUGAUUUCAUCGAACACAUCCUAAGGAAGGUGCCUCUCCCUAAAGACAAGUUGCUUUUGAUCCGGAAGCAUGCGCAGACCUUCAUUGCCCUUUGUGCAACAGAUUUUAACUUUGCCAUGUACCCACCAUCAAUGAUAGCAACUGGAAGUGUGGGAGCAGCCAUCUGUGGCCUUCAGCUCGAUGAUGGGGAGAGCCUCACGGACCUCCUGGCCAAGAUCACAAACACAGAUGUGGACUGCCUUAAAGCUUGUCAGGAACAGAUCGAAGCGGUGCUAGUAAACAGCCUUCGGCAAGUCCGGCAGCAGCAGCAGCAAAGCAAUCCUUCCAAGACGGUGGAUGAACUGGACCAGGCCAGCACUCCCACAGAUGUGAGGGAUAUCAACCUGUGAGGACAUCACCACACAAAGUCACGCUUGCUCCUCCCAGCCCAGUUUAUUUUUGUUAUUAUUUUUAGAGUGAAUUUUUUUUUUUUUAAUCUGCUCCCACAUAGAGCAUAUUUAAACCUCUUUUAGGCAAAAAAAAACCAAACAAACAAAGAAACAACGACAACAAAAAAAAGACAAAACAAAAACUGAAUAAUGAAAAAAAAGCAUUUGGUGCCUGUGAUGUUCUACAGAAGGGAAUCCCACAAUAUAUUUGGUAAUUGCUAUUUGAUUAUGUAUCAGUGAUAUUAAAUGCUUAUAAAAGCAUACAAAGUAGCUAGAUCAAUGUAAGCCUGCAUUUGUGGGAAGAAAGUAGAGUAUACUUGUCUGUGUAUUAUGACCUAGUGCAUACACCCCUUUUUUAGAUUUAAGAAAGGAAUCGUGUGUGCGAUUUUAUGGCUUGACUAGAUUGCAAAGCAAUAGAAUAAGGGGUUUAGGGCAAAGUGGGAAAAGAUCCCCAAAGCAAUUGAACCAUUUUGAAUGCAGAAGAGAUUUGCUGAUCUGUCACCUCUGUUAUUAGUCAGAAGUGUUUGUUGGAUCUCUGUAUGUUAGUUUUGUUUACUCUUGCUGUCUGUGGUAGCUGCUACCUAAGAAAGAAGAUGCUUUAUUUUACCAGCCAGAAGAGCAGGUGUUUUUUGGUUUUUAUUUUUAGUUGAUUUAUUUUUCUUUUUUCUUUUUUUUCUCGACUUCCCCUCUCCCUUCUUGACUUUUUUCUACUUCUCCUUCAGAAAUGGUUCAUUCUAAACACAGCAGCGUCUUUGGCAUAAGGGCAAUUCUGUUUACCCAGCUGUGGGCCAAGCCAAAGUUACCGAGUGUCGAUGUUCAGUGGGGGAAAUGCAUGAAUUAAUCCCAAGAGGUUGGCUCUAAUUAGACCACCUCCAGCCUUUGGAUUGCAAGAUGUGGUGGAUCAUCUAUGAAAAGCAUUAUAUUCCUUUCCAGUGCUAAUACUUCACAUCAAUGUUAACUUCUGGCAGCUUCUUAGCUUGGCCAUCAAGACAUUUAAAUGAUGCUCUGUCCAUCUUCCUUUUUGACAUAAACCUCACUGUGUUAAAGAAGAUGAGAUUUGGUUUGAUCCCUCAUCUACCUUCCCAUCUUCCCCCACCACCCCCGCACACUUUUUCAGCAUUUCAUUAACUUUAUUGAUCCACAGUGAGCAUUUUUUGUAAACCAUUUCAUUCGAAAAGCACUUUGAAAAUUGUUCCUAAGGGAUUAAAUGAGAUGGUUUAUGACAAUUCUGCCGAGGAGGAAAAAAAAAAACAGAAAAAAAAAGAAAAAAAAGGAAAAAAAAGAGAAAGAAGACACAAAAACAAGGCCUAUAGCUUUUUAUAGUCAAUAUUUUCCAGUAUUUGGUGUACUUGGUUAGUUGAGGUGUUGCUGGAAAUACCAAUACCCACUUCAGAUGACAUUCCUGUCAUGACAUUCCGGAAAAAAGCCUGACCAUCUGUAUUGUUCAGUGUCACAGAAGGAUCUUAAUAACCACCUUCAUGCUCAUCUGUGGACAAGGCAAGAACAUUCCUGGUGCAACAGACAUGAUGGGAAACAUCGAGGUGUGUGACUUGGAGUUUUAUUACAAAGGUGUAUUCAGUGUACUUGAAUUUAUUUUCCUGCUCCACCUGUAACAAAGAGGCAUUUAGAUGGCAAAAGGAGUUGGAGCAACCUGUUUUUUUUUUUUUUUUUUUUGCACAAAUGUAUUAACAGUUUGCAGAUAUCCAAUAUGAAGCUGUUGGUUUGAAAUGUUAAUGUUUGCAUUUUUAAGAAAAAAAUCCAGAAAGAACAUGCUACUUCGAAGAAAAUUAUAUGUAUGGACUUAGCCAUAUUUGGCUAGAUGAGGGUAGAAAAAUGGAGUAAGAUUCUAAGGUUUUGUUGGGAUUUUUUUGGUUUUGGGGGGUUUUUUGGUUUUGUUUUGUUUUUUUUUUGCGCUGCUAAGAAGCUAUGAUUUGUUUCAUUCUUAUUCACAUUAACAGUACUUAGCUGUAUUGUUUCACUGAGUGUGCUGCUAUUUUAUAAACAUUUUUAUAAUAUAUUAUUUUACUGCUUAAAUUUCAAAUCCUGAAGUAGAUGGUUAAGUGGAGAUAUGAUGAGUUCUUUUGAUUUACUGGAAAUGCCCUGUACAGUCGUUUUUUUUUUUCCUAAUAGCGUGUUCAUGAUUAUUUUUUUUUAUUUUAUUUUUUCCUUCUUUCUUUUUUUUUUUUCUUUUCCCUUUCCUUCCUUAUCACAUCCUGCAAAGACGGUAUACUUACCUCAGGUUUGCUGGACAAAACAAAUGGUUCCCAUUUUCACAAUACCUCACACAGUGACAGUUCGGUUUCGCCCCGGGGCCCGCGCUCUGUCCGCACUGGAGAGGGGUUGCAAGCAGCCAAGGCGGGGCACUGGCUCCUUUUUUAUCUUUGGUAUUCUUGUCAUAGUGGAAAAAAUGCAUUGACUCUCCACUGGCUGGUCCAUCUUUCCCAAAGUCACAGGUGGGCACAGCCUUGUCCUCACCUCCUGCCUUGAUGUUCCGCGCUGGGAGCGCCUGGAGUUCAGCGACAGUGUCUCUCCUGGAGGAAAAAAAUAGUUAAUGUUGUUGAAGCCAGACUCCACGCAGCUCGUAUGGGACAGAUCACACCAUUCCCAGACAGCAAAUGUGGUUGCAUGUGCCAGAGGGUCCCAGAUGGUGGGAUGGCCUCUCUGUCAUGGCAUGAGCGCUGGCACCAUGCUCAUCAUGUUUGUAUGGUUUGCUCCCCUCUGUGCUGGAGGUCAAGUGUUGGCAGCACUAAUAUUUAGGGUGCCUGCCCCUGCUCUUUGUCUCCUGCAUGCCCUGGUCCCGUGGGAUCCCAGGGGUGAUCCCUGCAGGAUCACACCCCAAGAAAGGGGCUGAGGGCCACCGCCGAGGUCAGAUCCGGUUGUGCUGGAAGGAGCAGCACCGUUCAGCAUUCCCAGUCCCUGACAGGGACCUGGAAGGCCUGUGCUGGCCCCAGUCCCUCACAGGGACCACCUGGUUACUGUAUGUUUAAAGUCUGGAAAACCUAGAACUUGAGUGUUUUCAGAGUAGCUUCCAAAAUAAAAUUACUGUCUAGUGCUCUCUUCUAACAGAUGUUAAAGGGAGUGCCCUGUUAUUGCAAAUGAGGUGUGAGCGUCCCCCUCCCCCCGAAUUGCAGAAAUCCUAAACCUUCCAAUGGAUUGAUUAAAAAAAAAUAAGGUGGUGCGGAUUAUGCCUUCCCAGGUGCCAAAGGAUUGGCAGAAUUGCUAAAAGCAUUUCUCUCUCAGCUUCCUAUUGAUGGUACUUUGUGAUGAUUUUCCCCUCCCUCCCGUUCCUGUAGUGUAGGAGCACCUCAUAGUGUAUUUAUUUGUAUUUCCAACAUGCUUGUGAAAGAGAAGAAUGAUUAAUCCCAUGUCAAUGUCGAUGAUUUGUGCUUGAGUCAUCGGAUGGCUCUUCAUUACUCAGCAAGCCACCUGGCCACUGGAUUUUUUCCACUAUGUUUAUUACCAUGUUCUCAUGUACCUCAGAAAUCAGUCUCGGUUGCACAGUUUCUGUUCUCAAACUUCUUUGGGUUUUUUUUUGGUUUGUUGUUUUUUUUUUUUUUUUUUGGCUUUAUUGAGUGUGAUGCCAUAUCAAGUCAAUGUUAUUCUCUCACAAAUGUGCUCUUUAAGAGGUGUGGAUGUUUAUGUGGUCAGGGGAUGCUAGAAAGUGUGGUAGUAGACAUCAGGGUAAACAAAAAGUAUUUAGAAAGUACACAAGGUUGUUUUCAAUGGAUAAGACUCUGAUACGGUGUAGUCUUGAUUACCUUUUAAAAGGUCUUUGUUCAGUGUUGUCAUUUUUAUUAAUAACCUGUUGUUUUGACUAGUUUAAAGAUGGUUCUAAGACAAGUGUUUUGGCGGGAUUAGGUAUGCUGUAUGGACAAUAAACUCACCUUGACCUACA
Molecule: messenger RNA, 5028 nt
Organism: Pseudopipra pipra
Lineage: Eukaryota; Metazoa; Chordata; Aves; Passeriformes; Pipridae
Gene: CCND2
Product: cyclin D2
Exons: 5
Coding region: 237-1094 (285 amino acids)
Biological process (GO): regulation of cyclin-dependent protein serine/threonine kinase activity; mitotic cell cycle phase transition
Cellular component (GO): cyclin-dependent protein kinase holoenzyme complex; nucleus; cytoplasm
Molecular function (GO): cyclin-dependent protein serine/threonine kinase regulator activity
Source: RefSeq, a predicted model, not a curated record